This is a messenger RNA of Trematosphaeria pertusa, 1084 nucleotides long. RefSeq lists its product as uncharacterized. The coding region runs from base 136 to 798 and encodes 220 amino acids. The transcript has a single exon. The record is from RefSeq and is a predicted model, not a curated record. Lineage: Eukaryota; Fungi; Ascomycota; Dothideomycetes; Pleosporales; Trematosphaeriaceae.
CAGGCAUUCGCACCUCCACAAACAGACACUCGCAUCCAUCAGGUUCAAUCCUAGCCGCAUACCCUUCCUUCGUAAAUCUCGAUCCUCCCCAACAAAUUCGAUUCUCCACAUCACCGCAUCACGCCACCUCACACCAUGGGCGAGGCGCAACCGACGCUCCUCCCGCCGAGCUGGGGCACUUUAACCCCCGCGACGCCCUCGGGCCUCACACCUAACACGCGCUCAGAAGCCGAAGCCGCCCUCACGCAUAACAUCACUACACAAACCGACUCAGCGGCUCCUACUACACCACUACCAGCGUCACACACAAACAUGUAUCCAGGCAUGGGCGCUGGAGGCGGCAACACGAUGGACGGCGAAGCCGACGACCGAGCCACCGAGGCGCAGAAGGCAUAUCGACGACCGCCGGGCCUGGUUCGAACAAGUUCAGCGAACUAUGCGCACGCGCUGCAGCAGGCACGUAAACAAUCCUCGGCUUCCUCAGAGCUCGAUCCGGAUACUCAGGCGCACGACGAGAACAUUACCGGCACCAUGACAGCUUCGCCAGCCUCCACGGCUCUACCCUUCCCAUUGCCGGGCCAGGGAGUAGUUCCACUGCAUACGGGCGUCGGUAGUGGGCAGACUGAGGUGGUCAAGAAGGCCAAGCCGAGCGGAUUGAGCUUGGGUCAGUUGAUGAGGCAACAGAGUUUCAGCGAGCAGGACAUGAAGCAUCUUCUUCAAGGUAGACUGAUGAGCCCAGUCAAGGGAGAUGCGGGGUAUGACUCUGGUACCGAAGAACGGACUGUGGGCCCAUCCUGAGGACGCACAUGGCGCAGGUUAAGCCAUCACACAUUGCAGAAAGUACAUACUGCAGGCUGCAUGCAUACGACGUGACGGGCAGGAAAUUGCCAGGCUGGCAUUAAUGUAUCACGAAACAACAAUACAUAGGCGUUUGAAUGGGUGGGCACUGGGCUCAAUACGUCACUCGGUCAAUCAUGAAUCAGGUCAAAAGCGGCCUUAUGGGAGGUUCAUUUAGAGAACAAAGCAAAUCAAGACUCGUUAUGGUCCCAAGCGCUUCACAUCUGCCCAACCUAAUUUACGAGCA